AUGUCUGCCGCCAACCAGCUCGCCGCCCUCAUCGCCAACAUGUUCGCCACGGGUUUGCUUGACGAUCAGUUCCAGCAGCUCCAAAUGCUGCAGGACCCCAGCGCCCCGAACUUCGUCUCUGAGGUCGUCACGCUCUUCUGCCAGGACGGCGAGCGGAUCAUCGGGGAGCUCGCCAAACAGCUUGACAAGCCCAGCGUGGAUUUUGACAGGGUCGACGCCUUUGUGCAUCAGCUCAAAGGAAGUAGUGCUAGUGUUGGGGCUCUGAAGGUUAAGAACACUUGCAUUCAGUUCUGCGAAUUAUGUCAGCAGAAGAGCAAAGAUGGGUGCCUGAAGACACUGGAGACAGUGAGGAUUAACUUCUAUGAGCUGCGUGGAAAGUUUCAGACCAUGCUUCAGCUGGAGCGUCAGGUCAAUGGCUUUCCCCCCAACAAUUAA
Messenger RNA from Miscanthus lutarioriparius, 435 nucleotides. The record is from the annotation of a GenBank genome assembly. NCBI's taxonomy places the organism in Eukaryota, Viridiplantae, Streptophyta, Magnoliopsida, Poales, Poaceae.